This is a messenger RNA of Lentinula edodes (shiitake mushroom), 1281 nucleotides long. RefSeq names its product ubiquinone biosynthesis protein COQ4 mitochondrial. Gene Ontology annotation, biological process: ubiquinone biosynthetic process. The transcript is spliced from 3 exons. The record is from RefSeq and is a predicted model, not a curated record. The coding region runs from base 253 to 1098 and encodes 281 amino acids. Lineage: Eukaryota; Fungi; Basidiomycota; Agaricomycetes; Agaricales; Omphalotaceae. Gene Ontology annotation, cellular component: mitochondrial inner membrane; mitochondrion.
AUUACCUACCUUUUCUCAAAUCGCUGAGCCCGGAAGAUGGACAUCCUUUUUUGCCUCCUAAAUACUUUCUCAUUGUAUUGUACGUUCAAUAUCAGGUCAUAUACAUCCCAUUGUACAUUACAUAUAUCUGCAUAAUAAAAAAGUCAUGAGCAUAAAUCGGGUGGUCUGGCGUCUAGGCAGGCUUAAGCGCCUGUGUACACGACGAAUUCUGGCGUUGCAUUUCGACCGUCAUCAUCUUUGGGCUGAAGCAAAAUGUCUCCAUACUUAUCCCGCGCCAUUCCGAGAUUUUCACCUGCAAGCUCCGCCUCCUACCUGAAGACACGAUUCAUAAAUACCACACCCGCGUAUCCGGGUCACAUACCUCUGAAUUCAUUCGAAAACGCGUUCUUGGCUGUAGGUUCAGCUGUAAUGUCUUUAUUAGAUCCUUACAGGGCAGAUUUGAUUGCUGCCCUGGGGGAAACUACGGCUGGACCUGCGCUUCCUCGUCUGAGGGACAUCAUGCUGGCGACUUCCGAAGGUAGACGGAUACUGAAAGACAGACCUAGAAUCAACACCAGGACAGUUGAUAUGAACGCGCUCGCACAGCUUCCAGAGGGCACUUGGGGCCGCACAUAUAAAACCUGGCUUGAGCGAACAGGCGUCACCCCAGAUUCUCGAGAGCCUGUGCAUUAUAUUGAUGAUCCAGAACUAGCAUAUGUGAUGCAACGCUACCGCGAAUGCCACGACUUUUAUCAUUGCAUUUGCAAUUUCUCUGUAAACGUCGAGUCAGAGCUUGCAAUCAAGUAUUUCGAGUUUGCCAACCUUGGUCUUCCGCUAGCUGCCAUAUCUGCGAUAGGUGGCCCUUUGCGCCUCAAUGCGAAGAAACGCAGUGUUCUAUUUUCAGAAUAUGUUCCCUGGGCGUUGAAGUAUGGAAGCACUUCGCAGUGUUUGAUUGGUGUUUAUUGGGAGAAGCGUUGGGAGCAGGACGUGGAAGAGUUGAGGACGGAACUUGGAAUACGAGAUUCCCCGGCGAAGUGGUCGAAGAAAUCCAUGGGUACAAUGGCAUCUGCGGCAGUUGAGAAUUCUGCUGAUUUCGCUUCGAGCCCAAUUCGCUCAUGAUGACACGUUCAUUCUCUUUCGUUCCCUCGUUAAUUUCUGAUUUUCUAGAGCUAAGCUUCUUUGAAAAAAUAAUAUCAUUGCGAUUGAUUAUCUGGCCUUCAUCUAGCUAUCAACUUUUACAGUCCCGUGCCCUGACUUCAAGUAGGGAGAUUGAAAACCUUGAAAUUCAGUAACCUUGCCAAA